AACCCACAAGCUUCCCUCACAGCGGACCCUCAGGUUUUCAAGAGGGUGAUCGCGGUUCUAAAGAGUGUCUGCAUAGAAUUUGCGCGACUUCAAACAACACAGACGAUAAGUUUCGUUACCUUCUCCCCCCCCGUUGCCAGCUUGCCUGGCUGUCCUGGCAACAGCAGUCUUUAUUGCCACAUCGUGACUUGUGGAAAUUUCUCCGAGCACAAAAAAGAAAACAUCCCCCCUCUAGUUCUCGCUCAUCCCGCACAUACAAACCACUCAUCCUCUGGGUCAUAUACAGACGGAAUCAGAUAAUUCAUCAGUGACCAUAGGUUUCAGGUCUUCGUCUUUUGCACGCUCCCUCCUACACAGCCUCUCUCCGGCAUAGAAAGCUACCCUAUCGUUCUUUGAAUUUUUUCCCUCCCGCCUGACCAGCGGUCGCUUCUACCCCUACCUCCACCCCCGCUACCAACAAACUCACUCAAUUCGUCAUCACCUGCACCGCUACAACCCUCUCUCUCUCUCUUACCAAAACACUUUUUUCUUUGCUCAAUCCCGCUCAGAUCCUUUCUCAGCCAACCUAUCCACUCACAUAUCAAAUCAAAAUUCACAAAGUUUCUCGAAUGACCAGCAACACUUCGAACAAUACCUCCAUCCCUCAAGCUCCCACGAUCAAUUCAACCGUUUCAAACCAAUCGGCUCAUCAACGGACGUCUUCCCUCAGCAGCGGUCAGAACUCGUCCUCUGCCGCUGUGACGGCCAGCGCCCCCACCCCGCGUUCUGUGUCGUACGCCGCCCGUGCCGCUCAACCAGCCAAUACAUCUAGCAAGUUUGUAUCGUCGCCCGUAAUCGCAGCCACGCCUUCCUCGUCUUCCACCGGUGGAGCACCAGUACAGAAUGUACCGCCCAGCUCAACAGCAUCUACGCCGGUGAACGGCAAGAUAUCCCCUGCUGUUGGAAAUGCUGGAGCUGGCAUUGCGAAUGGUGCCCCUGCUCCUUAUACUGCGGGUCCGCAUAGCCGAAAAUCGUCCGUUGCGUCUGGAGCCAGGGGACCAGCAAUACCUAACGGAGCACAGAGGAUUAAUAUAUCAUUCGGCACUCUGAACGACACUGGAACUGCUCCCUCAUCGGGUCCCGCCAAUGCAGCUACUAAUCCUUCUUUGACUGCACCAAUGGCACCCAACCCGAGAACAAGUUCACCUCAGCCUCCCCCAUCAGCCGCCUCGCAACCGGCCGCAAGUGGUGGGGCUCCGCCGGUCGCGCCCGCAACUGUUGGCAGGGGUAAUAUCCAGUUUGGCGAUGCAACGCAAGGCCAGAGUCAGAGGCCCACUUCAAUGCCUCCCCAAGCUCCGGGAUCGAUGCUUGGCCAUCACAGACGCGAUUCCGCCCAAUCCGCACACACUGAAACUGGCUCCCCACAAAUUAGCCACGGCCGAGGAGUCCCUGGUGGUCGGGGCCGGAAUCAGGGAUAUGGCGCGGGCCAGUACCCACAACAGCAACAUUAUGGUGGCAACAGUGGUUAUGGGAGAGGUGGUGGCUAUCCUGGCCCAAAUCAGCCCCGUGGCGGGCUGGCAAAUAUGGGGCCACAAUAUCAAGGGCCCGGACCGGCAAAUAACUAUCAAAACCGGGCCCACCGUGCCGGCGGAAGUCCUGCCAUUCCGCAUGCUUCCCCUAGUCUCGCUAGCGUCCAGCCCAUUCCUACGAACCAGCUCUAUCCGGGGUUUAUGCCUCCUGCAGGACAACCCGUAAGUACAUCCCUUUCGCGAUGCAAUUGGUGAUGGAUUACAGCGGGCAAAGAAUUUAAAAUAACCUUUGCGUAGUACGGAAUGCCUGGACAGAUGCCAGGUCACAUGGCUUAUCCAAUGGAUCCAAAUUACUAUUCGGGCGGCUAUAUGUAUCAUCACCCAGCCACCCCAGGCUACGGGAACGUGCCGCAAACAAGCCCCCGACCCUCCUUCCAACCGAUGUCUUCACCAGUGCCCCCCUAUCUCCAACCUUUUACACCAGGUGCUCCUAUGUCCCGCACCCCAAGCACCAACAUGGAGAUGCAUUCCGCGAGGCCUAACUCAAGCCUCGGACAACCGCCUACGCCUUCACAUACACCUCAGCCCAUCAAUAUGCAACCACCUACUCCUCAGCACCCGUCGAAUACUUACGCAUAUCCUCAAAAAAAGAGAACCCACAAAGUUGAGAUCAAGAACCCAGUUACCGGGUCUGUUGUUCAUUACGACGAAGUUAAGCCCCCAUCCACUACUCCACCGGUUGUAACCACCGCUCCAUUGAUUGUUUCUUCCCCCAGCCCGGCGCCUGGCCGGACUCUGUCUCGUGAUUCUCCUCACACUAGACCGGCAAGUAAAGUCAAGAGCGAGCAAGAGAAGAGAGAAGAGAUGAAAGUUUCAGUCCAGAAGAGGAUGGAGGAGCAAAGGAAGCAAGAGGAACAGAUGCUCGAAAAACAACGUCUAGAGGCUGAGAAGGUUGCCAAGGAGGAGCAGGAGCGCCUUACCAAAGAGGCAGAAGAGAAGAAAAGGCGUGAGGAAGAGGAGCGCCUCAGGAAAGAGGAAGAAGAGAGACUCCGUAAAGAGGCGGAGGAAAGAGCCUUGAAAGAGGAGGAGGAACGCAGGAGGGAGGCCGAGAAAGCCGAAGCCGCGCGUAUCGCCAGAGAGAAGGAAGAAGAGGCGGCCAGGGAAGCGGCAAGAGUUGCAAAGGAGAAGGAAGAGGAAGAGGCUCGGAUCAAAGCCGAGGCCGAGAAGAAGGCAAAGGAGGAGGAGGAAGCCGCAAGGGUCAAGGCAGAGGCGGAAGCAAAAGCCGCGGAAGCCUUGAAAGCAUCCUCGGCCCCGACCAUCUCGAAGACUUUCACCCCGGACAACGAAACAAUGCCUCCUCCUGCUAGCAGAGUCGUUGGGGGGAGCAAGCCGAAGCCUAGUCCUUUGAAUUUGCAAAUCAAGACAAACGAACCCGGUCCACCCUCCGCUGCCCUCACUUCUUUGAGAUCUGCAAGAUUCAUCGAGGAUAUUAACAGCGUAAAUUAUCCUGCCAACAUUCUCUCACCCAACCCCGCUCUCAACCCCGCCGCCAGUGGCAAGUUCAAAUAUCCUAAGGACUUCUUGAUGCAAUUCAAGGAUGUAUUUACCGAGAAACCUUCUGUCGAUUGGGAUCAAAAGAUGCGCGAGACCGUCGGCGAACCUGACUCCGCACGCCCCCAGACAGCUCGUAACUCGGGCGGCAGCAUGGCUCCCCGUGGCUCUACUCCGAGAACAGCGGCUUCCAGCGCUCAGCCGCCCAUGGGUGCUAUGGGCACGUUCGGAUCUUUCAAGACUGCGGCGGCUUCUAUGAUCACAUCGAACCGGGGAUUCGAGCGCUCUUCCACAACUGGGUCUCUACCUCCAGGAGGUUUGAUUUUCAAUCCCCGGUCUGGCGGUGGCGGCGGUGGCGGCGGAAGUGGUCUCAGGCGCACUGGAUCCAGUACCUCAUUGUCUGGGGGAAACACGCCUGCUAGCCCUCGAACUGGGAACAGAUCUUCGCGUGGCAGCAGCAGGAAAGGUGGUGGUGCUCCGAUGGAGAAAACUGAAUCCAAGCAAGGAUCCGGGAGUCAGCCGACUAUUCCUCUUGCUGAAGUUAAGCCACUGCCAAUCUCUGAGAAUAGAUGGAAGCCACCGAGUGCAACAAAGGCUGCAGAAUCUGCUGCUGCGUCGACGCCAUCUGAGGAUAACAGGCUGUCUCCCGAAUUGGUCCAACGUAAGGUCAAGGCGGCGCUGAACAAGAUGACUCCCGAGAAGUUUGAUAAAAUCUCAGAUCAAAUUCUUGAAAUCACUAGCCAAUCUAAAUAUGAGACUGAUGGACGAACGCUCAGGCAGGUUAUUCAGCUUACUUUUGAGAAGGCUACCGACGAGGCGGCUUGGUCUUCUAUGUACGCGAAAUUUUGCAAGCGAAUGCUUGAGGCCAUGGAUCCUAGCAUCAAGGAUGAGAACAUCAAGGACAGGAACGACAAUCUGGUUACCGGUGGAAGUUUGUUCCGCAAGUACCUAUUGAACAGAUGCCAGGAGGAGUUUGAACGAGGUUGGAAAGUAAACUUACCUCCCAAACCCGAGGGUGUCAGUGACGAAGCUGCCAUGCUUUCUGAUGAGUAUUAUAUCGCAGCAGCUGCCAAGCGUCGUGGUCUUGGGCUGGUUCAGUUCAUUGGAGAGCUUUUCAAGCUGGGUAUGCUUACAGAGCGUAUUAUGAACGAGUGUGUGCGGAAGCUGCUUGAUUUUGAAGGCGUACCCGAAGAUGAAACCGUUGAGAGCCUUGUUAAGCUUCUCAGAACCAUUGGUAGGGCUCUGGAUGCUUCUGAGAAGAGCAAGAAUAUGAUGGACAUGUAUUUCUCACGGAUCAAGCUUCUGAUUGGCGACAAGGACCUCAACAGUCGGAUGCGCUUUAUGUUGAUGGCAAUCAUAACUAAUGGCGCGCAGGAUGUUAUUGAUUUACGCAGCAAAGAAUGGGAGACUAAGGAGACCGACAAAGGCCCUAAGACUAUUCAGGAGGUCCGCGAGGAUGCACUCAAGGCACAGCAAGAGAAGGAGGCUGCGACUCGUGCCAACCAGCGAUCGCGCCCCGGUGGUGGGCGUGGCGGAGACACCAGAUCCUUCUCUGGCGGUGGAUAUGGCAAUAUACAUCAUCAGGGAGGGUGGCAGGACAACAGCAAGGUUAAUACUUCGGAUCUCGAGAAACUUAGCUCGAGGGCAAGACCGAGCAACCGCGGGCCCUCCACCUUUGGGCCUCCUAGUAUGUUUUCACGCAGUACCAGCGGUAGCGGCAGCAGAAGAGGGCUUGGGCCCUCGAUUUCUCGAGGUCCUGAAGAUUCACAUUCCUCAUCCCGCACUGCUACUCCGGCACCACCCACCUCCUCAAAAAACCCCUUCAGCCCGCUCGGGGAAUCGCACCAUGACUCUGGCGAGAUCAAUGAAGCCACUUCACCACCUUCAACUACCUCAUCCCCGCCCACUGCCAACUCACGAAUCCGUUCACCUCCUUUGAUGAAGGAGGAGGCCAAGUAAAUCGAUUCGGAGAAUUCCUAUUCAAAAAAAAAAAAAAAGUUAGGGUUUGUGUAGGCGUGGGCAAAUAGAGAGUUUAGAACGGCGUGUAUUCUCGGGGUCUUUUUUUUGCUUUUUAAAAAUAAUGUUGCCUUGUAAAUGCUUAUUGGCGAUUAGUUUGUGCCUGCUUUUCAUUAAUUUUCUCUCCUUUUCUCUUUUUCUCUCUAUUUUUUCCUUUUUCAUCUUGGUGGGAAAGAGAAACUGGCCGGCCCUUCACAGCUAUUCAUUUUUCAGAACUUUUUUUUCCUCUUUUCUUUCCUCUCUUUAACCGGAAAGGUGCGAAUAGGCGGUGUCACAAUUACGAAACGGGUUAAAAGGCGAAAGAUGAAAGGAGAAACAGUAGAAGAAAAAGGUACUCUAAUGAUAGAUAGUCUAACUAGCUACAGUACACAAUAAUGUAUCUACUGCGGAAAGGACGAACCGAGGCAUGUUGAAUGAGGGGAGGCUACCGAAACGAUUUGAGCAAUUGGGUGGCAGGGUUUUUUUAUGGCACAAAAGUUAUAGUUUUGUGGUGUCGUA
Molecule: messenger RNA, 5573 nt
Organism: Tuber melanosporum (Perigord truffle)
Lineage: Eukaryota; Fungi; Ascomycota; Pezizomycetes; Pezizales; Tuberaceae
Exons: 5
Coding region: 1812-5018 (1068 amino acids)
Cellular component (GO): eukaryotic translation initiation factor 4F complex
Molecular function (GO): mRNA binding; protein binding; translation initiation factor activity
Source: RefSeq, a predicted model, not a curated record